AUGCAUGCUUAUGCACGUGAACGCCUGGACGACCAACUCAAGGUAGUAGAUAGCCUCAUUGAUAAGGAAGAGGAACCGACUCGGGAACACUUACUUGAAGCCCCUUCAGGGCCAAAAUCAAAGAGGAAAAAAAAGAAACUGGCGAGCGAUGAGCCAGAGGACUGUGAAAUGGUGCCACUGAGCAUUCUGGAGAGAAUAGAGAAGAGACUCCAAUCACUGGAGGAUACAGUAAAAGAAAAGACAAAAACAACGAAGAGAAAAACAUCUGUCAUGGCCGGACAGAUGAACACCCUACAGGCAGAAGCCGCAGCUCUGGGGAAAACGAACACGGAGCUCUGUGACAAAUACAACAACAUGGAUGCUUACUCGAGACGAUGGAACCUACGAGUUGCAGGGAUACUGAAGAAGACAGGGGAGGACAUUAAGAAAACCAUUAUUGACCUGUUUGGCCAAAUCUCCCCUGAUAUUGGGAACCAGCUCGCUCUCACGGUGGAUAUCGUGCACAGAGUGGGUCCACGCUCUGGACACGAGUGCUCCAGCCGCCACGUCUUCAUACGCUUUCUGUCAAGAUCCCACAAGGAUAAGAUCUGGAGAGAUGCCAGAACAGCAGACUUCCUUAAGGAAAGAAGAAUAAAGAUCAUGGAGGACCUGAUGCAAGAAGCCAAGGAGUCCAGGAAUCAGCUGUGGCCUCAGGUAGAGAGGGCAAGGAAAGAACGGAAGAAAGCCGGCUUUAGAGGAGCGCACACCAAUAUCGAUGGUAAAAGAAUCACAGCCAAGGACAUGGUUGUUUCCAUAGUGACCAGCCUGGUGACUGCCACCAUAGAGGCUACAGUGCAAACCACAGGAAACCUGUCAACAUUCAAAGACCAAAGAGGCAGCGAGUUCAGUCCAGUCCAUCAGGCAUCCACCCCAUCGGUGCUGAGCGCUGCUGAGAGUAACUCUGUUCUGCAGGGAAUCACAGUGGCAACUCAGGCACUGGUACUCCUCUCAAUCUUCCUCCUGUCCAGUCUUGGCAACUUGGCAGUUGUCAUUGUUAUCAUCAAACACAGACAGCUCAGAACAGUAACCAAUGCCUUCAUCAUGUCGCUGUCGCUGUCAGACUUCCUCACUGCUGUUUUAUGCCUGCCAUUCUCCUUUGCCAUGCUCUUCAGUAAGGACGGCAUCUGGAUAUUCGGGGAUCAUUUCUGUGUUGCCAAUGGUUUUUUCAACACAUGCUUUGGUAUUAUUUCCAUCCUGACUAUGACUUUGAUCUCCUUUGACAGGUACUAUGCUAUAGUCAGACAGCCGCAGGCUAAAAUAGGGCGUCAGAAAGCAACUCAGUUGUUGAUAGCUGUUUGGUUAAUUGCAGUCAUUUUCUCACUUCCUUGGUAUCUGUUAGUCCGAACACCUACAGAAUUCCACAAGCGAGGUUUCUACCACUGCAUGUAUGCAUUCCACUCUGGUACCUCACGCAUGGGAGCAGCUUACAGCGUCUGCCUUAUUGUUGUGUGCUAUUUACUGCCCUUUUCCCUGAUGUGUUUUUGUCAUUACAACAUCUGUAAGACUGUUCGGCUCUCUGAAAUACGAGUCAGGCCGGUGACCACAUAUGCAUACUUGCUUCGAUUUUACAGUGAAAUGCGAACAGCUACCACAGUUCUAAUAAUGAUUGUUUUCAUCAUUUUUUGCUGGGGGCCGUAUUGUUUAAUGGGGUUGGUUACAGCAAUAGGGGACUACACAUUCAACCCUGCAAUGGACACUGUGGCCAUCUGGCUAGCCUGGGCAAACGGAGCUAUCAACCCUCUGAUCUAUGCUCUGAGGAACCCCAAUAUAGCCAUGUUAUUGGGGCGCAGCAGGGAGGAAGGCUAUCGGACCAGAAAUAUUGCUGCAUACCUCUCCAGUCAAACUCAGAACCGUGAGAUUUGCCUUAACCAAGCAGAGAGGAUAAGGGACCGCUAUGUGAGUCGAGUUGGGGUGAAUAAUAAUAGCCGUCUUUCAAGUUCAAGUUCUGGAAAAGCAGGGGGGGGAGGAGAGGUGGCAAUGUGGGCUUGUAAAAACCCUGCUGUGUUCUUCUGCAGGGACGCCCAGCAUGACAAUGUAACACUACCCAACUCUGUCUGUGCUUCAAAGAUGAGGACAGCUGACACCAGCCUGUGA
Molecule: messenger RNA, 2133 nt
Organism: Stegastes partitus (bicolor damselfish)
Lineage: Eukaryota; Metazoa; Chordata; Actinopteri; Pomacentridae
Gene: gpr135
Product: G protein-coupled receptor 135
Exons: 2
Coding region: 1-2133 (710 amino acids)
Biological process (GO): G protein-coupled receptor signaling pathway
Cellular component (GO): membrane
Molecular function (GO): G protein-coupled receptor activity
Source: RefSeq, a predicted model, not a curated record